Molecule: messenger RNA, 1562 nt
Organism: Parathielavia appendiculata
Lineage: Eukaryota; Fungi; Ascomycota; Sordariomycetes; Sordariales; Chaetomiaceae
Product: branched-chain amino acid aminotransferase II
Exons: 2
Coding region: 78-1364 (428 amino acids)
Biological process (GO): L-leucine biosynthetic process; L-valine biosynthetic process
Cellular component (GO): mitochondrion
Molecular function (GO): branched-chain-amino-acid:2-oxoglutarate transaminase activity
Source: RefSeq, a predicted model, not a curated record
UCUCGGAGUGUCCUCUUGCCAUUAAGCUCGCUUACAUCUUUCUUCUUUCACCGACUCCAAACGGGGAACAACUCACCAUGCUUCCGCAGAAACGCCCCGCCGAGGACCUCACCUCGACCGCCAUGGAACAGAAGAUUGCCGAACAGCCGGCCCUGGCCAACGGCGUCAACGGGCACACCAACGGCGUCAAUGGCCACGCCAACGGCACCAACGGCGCCAGCACGCUCCCCGGCCUGGACGCCUCCAAGCUGAUCAUCACCCGCGCCGACCCCACGGCUCGGGCCGUCCCAGACGAAGCCACGGCCUGCUCCGGCAACGAAACUAUCUGCACCGACCACAUGAUCACCGUCCCUUGGAAGGCCUCCUCGGGUUGGUCCGCGCCGGAAUUGAAGCCCUACGGCCCGCUCUCGCUCAUGCCUACCGCCUCGGUCCUGCACUACGCAACAGAAUGCUUCGAAGGCCUCAAGGCCUACCGCGGCCACGACGGCCGCCUUCGCCUCUUCCGGCCCGACCUCAACGCCAAGCGCAUGCUCAUGUCGACGCUGCGCAUCUCCCUCCCCGGUUUCGACCCGGCCGAGCUGGAGAAGCUCAUCCUCGCGCUCAUGGCCGUCGACGGGCCCAAGUGGCUGCCCCGCACUCGCCCGGGCUCCUACCUGUACCUCCGCCCGGCCGUGAUUGGCACGCAGCCCCAGCUCGGCGUGCAGGCGCCCAAGGAAGCCCUCCUCUUCAUCACGGCCUCCUUCAUGCCGCGCAUGGACUCCCCCCCAGGCGGCCUGCGCCUGCACACCAACCCGGAGGACAUGAUCCGCGCGUGGGUGGGCGGGUUUGGGUACGCCAAGGUGGGCGCCAACUACGGGCCGAGCCUGCUGGCGACCAACGAGGCGAGGGAGCGCGGCUUCGGCCAGAUUCUGUGGCUGUACGGGCCCGAGGGGUACUGCACCGAGGCCGGGGCGAGCAAUUUCUUUGUCGUGUGGCGGACCAGGGAGGAGGAGGGCGGGAAACUGCAGCUCGUGACGGCGCCGCUGGACGACAAGCUGAUUCUGGAUGGUGUGACGCGGCGGAGCGUGGUGGAGCUCGCGAGGGAGCGGUUGGCCGGCGAUUUGGAGAUGGUCGAGAGGAAAUAUACCAUUGACGAGGUGAUUGCGGCGGAUAAGGAGGGCCGGUUGGUUGAGGCGUUCGCGGCCGGCACGGCGUUCUUCAUCUGCCCCGUGUCGCAGAUCCGCCACCGCGACUACGACGUCCACAUCCCCAUGGUCAAGGGCGAGAGCGGCCAGUACACGGCCAAGAUCAAGAGCUGGAUCUCCGACAUCAUGUACGGCAACGAGCAGCACCCUUGGGGCGUUGUGGUGGAAGAGCAGCAGUAGAUUUGCUUGAUUUCGGAGGGUCUUCGUCAUUUCAUUGUAUUGUAGAGCGUCAGCGUCAGCUUCGUGCAGAGCGCGGGCGAAAAAGUGGUUCUUGGGGAAGGCGUUCGGGAGACUGGGUGGUUGAGCAUUGAGCAUGCCAUGGGAUAGCGGCAUUUGUUUCAUAGAGAGAGUUAUAUAAUGUUAUGUGGAAAUUCCCAG